CCUCCAUGUGAGGCACACAACAAUUAAGACUAUGACUGAACUGUUGUGUGCUACUGUGUUUACUUCCGGAAAAUUAGCAAAAAACUUAUUUGCAAUUAAUGAUUAACUUUACGCUUUCUGCAUUUUUGACUUACUUCCAUCUUCCUUGGGCCAGAAGAUGUACCAGUUAUAACCAGAAUAUACACAGAGGCAUCCAUCAGUCUGUGAAGAUGAAUUUACACAGAUUUGAUUUGAAAAGUUUUACAGGAUUAAGUGAUAAUUAAUUUAUUUUUAUAUGCAUGUAGUUUAGGAAAGUUUUUAUAUUUUGAAAUUUAAAACCAUCAGAAUUAUAACAAGAAAUUAUUGACAAGUUAUGGAAAAUGGAACUUCUACAAAAAUGAAUGGUAUUGAGGCAGGUUCUAAGGAUGGGAGGAGUGAGUCUGGUGCCAGUAUAGAGGUUGUUCUGUCAGGGUUGAGAUCAGCUUGGAAACAGUUUGAUGUGUGUGGUUCCCAGCUGGUGUCUGGCCUGUGUGGGCGACUUGCAGGGUGCCAGUACGAGGCUGUCUCCCGGGAUAUUGCGGCCAUCUUAGCCCCUGUGUUCAGUUGUGGGGAGUCAGCUCUUGUCCAGGGUCGCCUUGGUGACAUGGAAGCUGCGGCCAGAGCAAUUAUCCCAGAGAAGCAGACAACAACCUCGGUCAAGCAGGCCGUGAUUCAGUGCCUUCUAAUGUUCAUCAAACUACAAGCAGAGUAUCACCUCCUGUGUUCCAACGUUGUGUCCUCUGCCGUUGACCGGUUGACAAGUGCCUGUGAUGACCCAUCCUCUAGUGACCUCGCUGAUCAGGUGAAGUCUCUCAACCUUCAUAUGCCUUACUCUAUGACCUCAAAAGCCAAAAAGACUCCCACUGUCACUAACUCGCCGAAGAAUCAGAAACACGGUCUAAAGGCUUCCCUCUUCUCAUUCUUUGAACGGAAAAAUUCACCAGAUGAGGGAAAAAGUGCUUUUUAUGUGGAUAUUGACAAGGAAGAGGUGCAAGAGGGAGAUAAAUGCUCAGAUGGGACUCUUAGCCAAUCAGAUUCAAGCUCUAAACAUCAUGUGACUGAGGCUGGCCAAUCAGAGAUUCUGGUGGAUCUUGGGCUGGACCCAAGUUCUGCAGAGCCUGCAGAAGAUGCCCAAACUACAGAUGCAGUAUUGGAAGCAAAAGACGUGUAUGUGGCCUCGAUGUCAGGUCAGGUGGCAUCUCAAGAGGAGCUUGACAGUGUGAUCAACCUGCUGUCUGGCCUCACCCCCUCCCGCAACACCCCCUCCAACUCAACCCAGGGGACAUACAAUUCUGGCAACCAUGGAAACCUGAGGGUGCCUGGGUUUCCUCGGAGCUCAUACAGCCCAGUCCACUCUGAUAUCAGCGAGGAUCCAGGGUUGUCCUUGAGAAGCAAGGGUCAGCGAAGGUCAGAGGGCUCCAUAGAUGUGACAAGCUUCAGUGAGGGCCUUAAUGUGGGUGGUCAGAACACCUGGCCACACCAGCACAGGGCCAGUUUGCCAGUGGGUCAGGUAAUGCCCCCCCAGAUUACAUAUGACUUUGCCACACCUCCACCUGGAUAUGGGGUCGGGUACCGACCCAGCACCCUGCCACCGGGCGGGGUGGCGCACAUGCAGUCCCUUGGAGUGGGGUUCCCUGACCCCAAGCUUAACCGGACCUGGCCUGUUAACAACCUAGCUGGAUCAGGGUCAGUGAUGGACACUAUAACAGGGAGUUGGUCAGGAGGCCAGGACUCUGACGAGCUCAGUGAUGACUCCUCUACUGGGGACAUGUAUCAGGGCCUCUCACACCACACUGACAGGCAUGAGUAUUUGCCAGGAGUUGAGGCAUACCAUGGGGAGAUGAAACACCACAGCCUUGAGAACCUUCUGGAUGGUCGAUCCAAUACCUGGCCCCAGCAGCCCCAACCCUGGUCCCAGCAGGGUCAAAGUCACCUGCCCAUGGAGCUGAUUGGCCCUCCUGAUCACACCCCUAACUACCACCGGCCAAUCAGCAUGCAGAUGAGUGAUCCACUCUCAGCCAGGAAUAUCUGGCAAAACUCUGGUGACUACUCUAGCCAGACUGCCAUACCUCCGCCACGCUCACCUCUCACCUAGUUUGAACUGCAGCCUUAGUGUUCCACUGUCCGCAACUACUGAAGCUGGACAGCCAUUCCUCUGCCAUGCUCACCUCUCGCCUUGGAAAUGCAGCCUAUCUGUACAACUGUCCUCCUUAACCUGGAGUUGAAUGUCGAGUACAGUUUUAAGGAGCGGGUGGUGACCAGGUCACCUACAGUUAUCCCCAGUCUCCAGCUCAGCACAGACUAAACUAUGUUGAGGAUACAUUAGCCUUUGUAGGUAAUACAAGAGACAGCUUACAGGAUAAAAAACCUGUGUGUGGUUCAUAUCUUAUGAGCCUAUGGCCUUUUUCUAAAUCCUGUUGUGUCAAACUGCAAUUAACUGUUGUGUGGCAUAUUGAACAACAUCCUCAUUCAUGAAUAUAUUCGCCAUAUUCCUUAAUACUCACAAAUACCAUUGUAUAUUUAUUUUUUAGUGUAACAGAAACUUGUUACAAUGCAUGCAAAUCUUGCAGAAUUUAAAUAUUUUGUUUGUAAAUGAUUACCAUCUCAUUCUGAUAAUGUUUUAUCUGACAUUUUAACAGUUUUGAGAAAAGCAGUGUUUUCAUCUCUCUUGAUUAUUACACUUAUGUUUGUGUUAUCUCUCUUGAGUAUUACACUUAUGUUUGUGUAAUCUCUCUUGAGUAUUACACUUAUGUUUGUGUUAUCUCUCUUGAAUAUUACUCUUAUGUUUGUGUAAUCCCUCUUGAGUAUUACACUUAUGUUUGUGUAAUCCCUCUUGAGUAUUACACUUAUGUUUGUGUUAUCUCUCUUGAGUAUUACACUUAUGUUUGUGUUAUCUCUCUUGAGUAUUACACUUAUGUUUGUGUUAUCUCUCUUGAGUAUUACACUUAUGUUUGUGUUAUCUCUCUUGAGUAUUACACUUAUGUUUGUGUUAUCUCUCUUGAGUAUUACACUUAUGUUUGUGUAAUCUCUCUUGAGUAUUACAGUUAUGUUUGUGUAAUCUCUCUUGAAUAUUACACUUAUGUUUGUGUAUCUCUUAAAUAUUACACUUAUGUUUGUGUAAUCUCUCUUGAAUAUUACACUUAUGUUUGUGUAUCUCUUAAAUAUUACACUUUAACAUGGAAAUCAAAAGUAUUUUUGAUGCAAACUGCAAGUGGUAUUUAAGAUUUUGUUAAUGAGAUGAUGAUUAUUCAGACUGUGUUUGCAAAUGCACAUGUAUACAUUUUGUUGUUUACAUUGAUUUACACAGAAAACAUAGGUUUUAGAACACUGUAUUUACUAUUCAGUUUGUCUUUAAAAUGGUGACUGCUUCCAUUUAGAUUUGCCCUGUUAUUUUACCGUUAAUUAAAAAACGUAUUGUAUAACUCCAUUGGUGCUUAUUAUAUCCUGCAAUCAUUUUAAGGUGCUUAUAUUUUGCUAGAACUUUGUCUAAAUACUUAGUGCUUGUCACAUUAGUUUAAGGGAAUAAAAUCAUUGCUAUGACUAGUUCAUUGAAUGCUGAUGAUUAUCUGAUUGCUGUGUCAAAUAUUAUUUUAAAUAUUAUUUUGUUUCAUCUACGAUCGGGCAUAAGUGUUGGUUCAAUAUUGUUAACAAAAACAGACACAAUACAUUCAGUUAUCCUUUUCGGACCAAAAUUGUAACUAAACAUAAGUAUUUUCUCUCCCUAAAUUCGGGACGAUCUGAGCAGAGAAACUCUACAGCAUCAAAAACUAUAUAUGCAUUUUUUUUCUCUCUCAAAAAAAUGGCUGAUCUUUACAGAGUAUGUCAAAUUGUAAAACUCUAAAAUUCUCUUUUCAAAAUCUCUCUUCAAAACUAGGUACAGGUUCGGUUUAUAAAGGCUGACAAGUUCUUUUUCUUUUCUUUCAUCAAAAAAUAUUUUUUAUACAUCAAUCAUAUAAAUGCAUAGUGUGAAGAUAUGCAACCUGUGUCAAAAUAGCGUUGUAAACAUAAAAUAAAAAAUAUGCAAAAUUACCCUUGCGCAUUUUAUCAGGGGAAAAAGAUGCCUGUUUAAUUACAUUGUAAUAGUUUGCCGCUAAUAAUGACCUUUUGGGGAGGAGAGAAAAAAGCUUAUGCUUGACAAUAUUGUAAACAAUGGCUGCAAAAUGAUCCAGAGUUUGAACGGAGGAAAAAUGUAUAUGUUUUACAGAAUAUUUUAACUAGGUUUUACUGUAAAGAUUGAUGUUGUCUGUAAUUUUUUUCGAAAUAAAACAAAUUGUUUAUGUGCUACAUACUAUUCUAUAUGUAUUUGAAUGAAUGAAGUAUUUCACAAACACAGAUUUCCAAUGAUUUAAUUCCAAAUCAUGUUUAAAUUCAGAAUGAACUUGAUUCCUGAUUUGCAGUUUGCACAGGAAUUAAUUAUACCACCGCUUGAUGUUCCAAGAUAGACGAUAUAGGUGCUCUUAUGACUCAUGUUUAUAUGUAUGGUCAACUCAGUGUGCUUUAUUUAGCCAUGAAUUAUAGUGCAAUAUUUGUUGGUUUUGUAUAUUUAUAAAUUGUGUGAACAUUUGCUUCAUUGUCAAGUCUGUUAGUUGUAUAGGCUAGCAGUUAAGAAAUUUAUUUAUGUACUAGUAUACGAACAAUCCUUGACAUUAAUUCAUAUAGGAAUUAAUGAAUUAAAUUAAAAUUUUGUUUAAAAUUUUGUUUGAAACUUAAACUUUUUUUCUACUUAAAAGGUUAUACCAACACAGUAGAAAAACAAAGUUGAUUGUUAAAUUUUGUCUUAAUUUUCAAUUGCAAAAUAGCAUCAAACAAAAAUAAUUAUAGGUACAGAGGUAUUUUUUAUAUUUUAACUUAUAAAAAUUAUACAAUGUAUUAUCGUUUAAUAGUUUUAUUUCUAUAUAAAGAUAGUUUUUUAUCUAUGACUUAUAACCACAUAUAGUGAUUCAUGUUUGUUUUUGGCAAAACAUAAACAACAAAUAGUUAUAUGAAUUAUGAAAUGAUAUUGUUACAAAUUACAGUAGAAAAUAUUAAGACAUUUACUGUAUGUCUUUGACAUUCAAGAUCACUGUUGCUUGAAUUUCAUUUGAAGAGUGACCCUUCCGUUUUGUCCGUGACUUUGAUUAAACUUGUUUUUGCCUAUCAAAAUCUGUCUGAAUGUUACAACUAUCAUUUAGAAUUGUAAAGAAGUUAUUGAGAACAUAGGCACAUUCAGUUUGAUACUUGGGGGUCUUCCUUUUCUAAACAAUUAAAUAAACCAAGGGAGAUUAUCCUUCCUGAAUAAGGGCAAACUGCUCACUAAAUUCAAACAAAAGAUUUCCGAGAAGUGAGACUUGAACUAUCUGCUGUUAAAAUUGAUAUAAUUUAAUGUUUUUGAUGGCAAUGCAAUUGUGGUAUUUGUAUUAGGGAAUAUGAAUAAUGAUGGAUUUUUCUAUAGUAUUUUUUAUUUUUUAUACGCCCGAAGGGUCGUAUUAUGUUAUGGCCUCCAUCGUCUGUCCGUCUGUCCGUCCGUCCGUUAGCAAUUCCGUGUCCGGGCCUUAACUUGGUAACUAAUAAAGCGAUUUUCAAAUAACUUCAUACAAAUCAUCACUACAUUAAAAGGAUGUGUCACGCGCAAUUUCCAGGUCCAUACCUCAAAGACUAGAAUCACCAUGGGGGUGCGUUAGCAAAUCCGUGUCCGGGCCACAACUUGGUCACUAAUAAAGUCAUUUUCAAAUAACUUUAUUUAAAGCAUCAUUACAUUAAAAGGAUGUGUCGCGCGCAAUUUCCAGGUCCAUACCUCAAACACUAGAAUCACCAUGGGGGGGACGUUAGCAAUUCCAUGUCCAGGCCAUACUUGGUUACUACUAAAGCAAUUUUCAAAUAACUUUAUACAAAUCAUCUCUACAUUAAAAGGAUUUGUCAAGCAUGCUUUCCAGGUCCGUACCUCAAAGGCUAAUUUCACUGGGGGGCGUUACCAAUUCCGUUUCAAUAUUGGAAGUUUAAGCCUUUGCUGUAAACACUUCACACCUAGUAAGCAGUAUACUAGCAUAACCUAAAUGUUUAUUAAAGACCUCAAGCCGAAUCUUCUUCGGGCGUAUAAUACUCCGUUUCGCGGUGCUCUUGUUUUAAAUGUCAUGAUUGUUAAAAUGUGACCAUUUGUGUAAUUCAAUUUUUUAGUGCUUAUGUUAUAUAUUUUAAGGGCUUGUAUAACCUAUCAGAAAGUUUUUCUGUUCGUGUGACUAAAGUGUAAAACUUGAAGCUGAGUUUGCCUUAUUUGCCAUGCGUGUAUGUUCCGGAACCUAUGACCCUGAAUGUCCAUGAUGUACACGGAAAGUUGGUGCAUGGGUUUGUCCCUUGUUAAUGCAGUAUUAGUGUUUAAACUGUUUGACACAGAAUAAAUUAUAUUA
This is a messenger RNA of Mya arenaria, 6401 nucleotides long. RefSeq lists its product as uncharacterized. The record is from RefSeq and is a predicted model, not a curated record. Bases 353 to 2113 code for a protein of 586 amino acids. Lineage: Eukaryota; Metazoa; Mollusca; Bivalvia; Myida; Myidae. The transcript is spliced from 9 exons.